Molecule: messenger RNA, 158 nt
Organism: Funneliformis geosporum
Lineage: Eukaryota; Fungi; Glomeromycota; Glomeromycetes; Glomerales; Glomeraceae
Source: the annotation of a GenBank genome assembly
CUAUGGACUACCUGACAAAGUGGCCAGAAGCCAAACCAUUGAAGCAAGUUAAAGCAAUUGAUGUUGCAAAAUUUUUGUUCAAAGAGAUCAUAUGCAGCACAACACACCAGAAAUCAUUCUUUAGUUUACAAGAUAGUGUUAAUACACUAGAACAGUGA